Molecule: messenger RNA, 1335 nt
Organism: Ogataea parapolymorpha DL-1
Lineage: Eukaryota; Fungi; Ascomycota; Pichiomycetes; Pichiales; Pichiaceae
Exons: 1
Coding region: 1-1335 (444 amino acids)
Cellular component (GO): cytoplasm
Molecular function (GO): oxidoreductase activity
Source: RefSeq, a predicted model, not a curated record
AUGACUGACUACCUCCCCGUUCCCAACCCUACAAAGUCGUUUUGGCUAACAGCUGAAGUUGACUUUCAUGACCACAGGUCAACUGCAGAGCUACCGGCCGAAGCAGACAUCGUGAUUGUUGGUUCUGGUUAUGCAGGUACUACAACCGCACACUUUUUGAUGGAAGAGGGCUUUGAUGGCACGAUUGUCAUGCUAGAAGCCCGUGAUGUCUGUAGCGGAGCUACCGCACGUAAUGGUGGUCACCUGAAACCCAGCCUCUACUAUUCGCAAAAGUCCUGGACUAAGAAGUUUGGAGAAAAAGGAGCGGCAGAGAUCGCUAAUUUUGAGUUUGCUCACUUGGCUGCAAUGAAAGAACUCAUAGAGAGGGAAAAAAUUGACUGUGACUUUGUUUUUGGUCGGUCCUGUGAUGUUCAUUUGACUUCCUCUGCUGUUAAUGCUGCUCUGGAAAAUUACCAGCAGUUUACAAAAAAUCCUUACAUUACCUGCAAACACGAUGUUCAAUUACACGUUGGAGAAAAUGCAAAAACUAUUAGUCACGUGCUGGACUCUGAGGUUUGCGUCACAUUCACUGCUGGUCAACUUUGGCCAUAUAAGCUUGUGACCUCAUUGCUCAGAAAGUGUAUGCAGAAAGGGCUCAAUCUGCAGACUAAUACACCAGUCCUGGGAAGUGAAAAGUUCGAGGAUAAAUGGCUGGUGAAGACAGCCAGAGGAACCAUUUUGGCUAAAAAGCUGGUCAUUGCCACUAACGCAUACACCGCCUCGGUGGAACCGAGAUUUCUGAACAAAAUCGUUCCUAUCAAGGGCAUUUGCAGCCACAUCACUCCAAAGGUCCGUCCUUCCCAUCUGUCUCAUACAUAUGGUAUUAGGUAUGAUGGUGCAGAUCAGGACUACUUAAUCAACCGUGCCGAUGGGACUGUUGUUGUUGGUGGUGCUAAAAAGCACAUAUUCCCUUUCAAGAACGUCUUCUACAACGUUGUCGAUGAUAGUACUCUAAUCCCCGGAACCAAAGAGUAUUUUGACGACUAUAUGAAACAUUUCCACGACUGGAAGUUUACGGAAACGGAGACCGAUCACGUCUGGAGUGGUAUCCUUGGUUAUACUGACGAUUCUUUCCCAUAUGUUGGUGAGAUGCCGCACGAAUCCAACAAAUUCAUUAUUGCGGGGUUCCACGGACAUGGGAUGCCGCGGGUCUUGUUAUCGGCUAAAGCUUUAGCCAGUAAUAUCAUGGGAAAGGAAUUAGAAGUCCCUGCGGCUUUCAAGAUCUCUCAAGAAAGAAUGACUAAGACCAGAAACGAAAUUCUGGCCUCUCUGGGCACUCCAGUGGCUAGACUCUAA